This is a messenger RNA of Zea mays, 2411 nucleotides long. Its product is annotated as branched-chain-amino-acid aminotransferase. Gene Ontology annotation, biological process: branched-chain amino acid metabolic process. Lineage: Eukaryota; Viridiplantae; Streptophyta; Magnoliopsida; Poales; Poaceae. The record is from RefSeq and is a predicted model, not a curated record. Bases 1023 to 2234 code for a protein of 403 amino acids. Gene Ontology annotation, molecular function: branched-chain-amino-acid:2-oxoglutarate transaminase activity. The transcript is spliced from 8 exons.
AAGAAAAACACAAGAGCUGAAAGAGGAGUACUGGUUGGUGAGGCAACCAAGGUAGCUAGCUCAUGUGAAGCAGAGCGCCAGGAGAAAAGGAGACGGAGUACAAGCAAAUUUGGACACCUGCACGCUCGGCUGCGACGACGUCUAGUGGAAGCGAAAGCAGCUAGCAGCUGACAUGAGCUCCAUCGAUCUCAACCCUGCCCUGAUCAGUGAUCAAUGAACACUUCCCCGUUGCAUGAGCCGUUGCCAUCGACGACGGCUACACGUGGCGGAACCGUACGACGCCUUCCUAGUUUCCCGGCCGGCGAGCUCCGACCCUCACGCGUGCAGAGACGCAAGCGAGCCGGCCAGCGCUAGGUCAGUUGGCUCUGUCUCAAGGCAAGCUGUAUACCCGAGACGAUCUUUUAUCAUGCAUGACCCCCCCCCCCCCCCCCCCCCCCUGACGCAAUCGGACGCUGCAAUUUGCACGCUCCGUGCCAAUAGCUGCAAACCCAAGUUCUAUCGCUUUCUGCAGGACUAGCUGUAGCAGCAGUGGACGAAUACACAGCGCCGGAAACGAGCGUUCGCCGCCAGGCUAUCCGCCGCUUGCAUAAGUACAGCCCACUCCGACUCCGUAUGGGACACAUGGGCGGGUGCGUGGUGCACUGGUGCUUCCAUCGAACUGUGCUCGUUUGAUUAAUUUGCCCUCCUCUUCCUUCCCUCCAGCUAACCCAUCAGCCAUUGGUAGGUAGCCCGUGAACGAAGGUUGCAACCAUAACUCUUCUCUUCCCACGAGAGAGAGAGAGAGAGAGAGAGAGAGAGAGAGAGAGAGAGAGAGAGAGCUUGACCGAAAUCCACAUACCGUGUAUAGCUAGUGGUAGCAGUGCAGCCGGCCGGGGUCUAAAGAAGGGGGACCGUACGUACUGCAUGGCCGCGUUGACAUCUGCGAAGGGCGCUCUCCUUCCGUCGUGGGCUCGCAGCAGCAGCAGCGGCCAUGGCGGCGACUUGUGGAGGGUCCUGGGGAAGGCGUUGGCUACGGACGAUCGAUGCCUCUCCCCGCCGCGAUGAGAUCAUCCAUGCUCAGAGGUCGGUGUAACCUCUUCCUCCCUUUCGCUGCUCGCUGUUCGCAGGCCGGAGGAGGAGGCGGCGGCGGAUGCUCCCUUCUGCUCCCGCGCCGGUGGCAGUCGUCGCUGCCGCAGCUGGACCACGUCGCCGACAGGUCCAACGAGGAGAGCGGCGGCGAGAUCGACUGGGACAACCUCGGCUUCGGCCUCACCCCGACCGACUACAUGUACGUCACGCGGUGCUCGCCGGAGGACCGCGGCGACUUCCCCCGCGGCGAGCUCUGCCGCUACGGCAACAUCGAGCUCAGCCCCUCCUCCGGCGUUCUAAACUACGCCCAGGGCCUGUUCGAGGGAAUGAAGGCGUACCGGCGGCCGGACCGGGCCGGGUACACGCUGUUCCGGCCGGAGGAGAACGCGCGGCGGAUGCAGCGCGGCGCCGAGCGCAUGUGCAUGCCGGCGCCGUCGGUGGAGCAGUUCGUCCACGCCGUCAGGCAGACAGUCCUCGCCAACAGGCGCUGGGUGCCGCCGCAGGGGAAGGGAGCCCUGUACCUCCGGCCUCUGCUCGUGGGGAGCGGCCCGAUCCUUGGGCUGGCUCCGGCCCCCGAGUACACCUUCCUCAUCUACGCCGCACCCGUUGGGAACUACUUCAAGGAGGGCCUGGCGCCCAUCAACCUGGUGGUGCAUGACGAGUUCCACCGCGCGAUGCCCGGCGGCACCGGCGGGGUCAAGACCAUCGCCAACUACGCGCCGGUGCUGAGGGCGCAGAUGGACGCCAAGAGCAAGGGGUUCACGGACGUGCUGUACCUGGACUCGGUCCACAAGCGGUACCUGGAGGAGGUGUCGUCGUGCAACGUGUUCGUCGUCAAGGGCGGCGUGGUCGCCACGCCGGACACCCGGGGCACCAUCCUGCCGGGCAUCACGCGCAAGAGCGUCAUCGAGCUCGCCAGGGACCGCGGAUACAAGGUUGAGGAACGCCUGGUUUCCAUCGACGAUCUGGUGGCCGCAGACGAGGUGUUCUGCACCGGGACCGCGGUGGUGGUUGCUCCCGUGUCGACAGUCACGUACCAGGGCGAGAGGUAUGAGUUCAGAACGGGGCCGGACACGGUGUCGCAGGAGCUGUACACGACGCUGACAUCCAUUCAGAUGGGCAUGGCCGCCGAGGACAGCAAGGGAUGGACAGUAGCAGUAGAGUAGAUUAAUAAGGUUGGGGAAUGCCAUCGCCACGACAUUGGAUCCUACAUCAGUAUUGUCAUCCGGUAGAAUGCAUACUCGGUUGAUCAGCAUAUGUAGUGUUGCAGCAAAUUGAAGAAUAAACCGUGUGUGUUCGAUGGCGAUCAGUGACGAGGCCAUUGAGCAGCCAUUGAUUUGAUC